CCUUGGCACAACCGUUGCUAGAGUGUAACGUACGCACCUACGAUAGUACCGCGAGCACGCGCCAAAGUUUUUGGAUUGAAAAAUGAAACAAAAACAACUUAUUUUUGAGUGGAAAUGAGAUAAAAAAAGUGUAUUGUGCGUGUUUAUCUACCCAUAUACGGUUGUGCAAAAGUUUUAAAGUGAAAACAUCGUAGGUACGUUGAUAAGUGAAGUGUGUGACAGUUAAGUUGGUGAAAAGUAUUUGUUAACAUUAUACCUCAAGAUGGGAGUGUAGAAUUUAUUGUAAUUAAAUUAAUAAAUAUUAGAAAGUGUUCAAAACGACGAGAUGGGGAGCAACCGGUUGCUUUCACCGUUUACUUUGGUGUUGAUUUGUACAGUAAUCCGCGUGCUUCGGUGUGAAGAUGAGCAGCACGAUGCGAGGGAAGGGGAUGACGUCACGAUGCAGUGCCGCUUCGGUGCCGAGGCGAACGCUGGUGAAUCGCCUACCUACUACUGGGUGCGGAGUACGGCGAGCGGCCAUGAUAACGUGGCGAUAGGAAACAUACCGUUAGAAACCAAUUACAAAGCAAUCUACGCUCCAUCAGAAGGGCGUUACGAUUUGAUGGUGUCGAACGUAACCUACGAGCGGGAUAAUGGCCGGUUCGAGUGCAGGAUCAAGGCAGGUGGUUCCGGGAGGACGUUGCACUCCCAGGGUCACGAGUUGGUCGUGCUCACCCAACCGCAGCCGCCGCUGCUGAGCCCGGGCACGCACGCGCAGGCGCAGGAAGGCCGGGAGCUCAAUCUGACCUGCUCCUCGACAGGUGGAUCGCCUAGCCCCGAUAUUAAGUGGUAUCGAGAUGGUUCAACAUAUCCCAUGGAGGCGAGUGUAGUCAACGGCAGGACGAGGUCAGAGGCGUCUGUGUCGACGCUGACUCUGGCUCCAAAUCGCGAAGACGAUGGAGCCACUUUCCGCUGCGUGGUGUGGAACCGAGCUAUGCCUGAAGGACAGAAGAUGGACGCUACUGUGGAGUUGAGUGUCAAUUAUUUUCCACGAAUCGAGAUUGGUCCGGAAAAUCCGCUGCACGUUGAAAUUGACGGCACGGCUACAAUGGAGUGUAAAGUUGAUGCUAAACCUAAGGUGAACAGCGUACGAUGGACUAGAAAUGGCAAAUAUAUUUCAAAUUCUUUCAUUCACACUAUUCAAGGGGUGACAGUGCAGGACGCGGGCAAGUAUACUUGCAGCGCCGAUAAUGGCCUCGACCAUCCUGGGGAAAAGGACAUUUAUUUAGACGUAUUAUAUCCGCCCAGCGUCACAGUUGACUCUAAAACGUACGAAGCGGAAGAAGGUGGUACCGUUGAAAUACGUUGUGAAGUAUCUGCCAACCCUGAACCUAUAUCGAUCGAAUGGUCAAAGGAAGGAAAAAAUGACUUUCGCCAAAAAGGCAAUACUUUAGUAUUAUCCAGAGUAGACGCUGAAAUGGCGGGUACCUAUGUCUGCAAAGCCGUGAAUGUGAUAACGUCGUCUACGGGCAAUCGGAUGGAGAGAGCGAGCAGCGCUUCUGUGGCAGUGUUGGUGCGGCACAAGCCCGGCCGGGCCUUCAUCAGCCCCGACCGACCUGUCGCUCAGGAAGGCGCGGGAGUUACUCUCACGUGUAGCGCCAAACCGCCGGGCUGGCCGGCGCCUCAGUACAGAUGGUUUAGAGACAUCGACGUUGGAGAUGUUAAACCGAAUGUUCUAGCGACAGGCAACAAAUACACAAUUCCCAGCGCUCAUCUCGGCAGUGAAGGCGUCUACCACUGCCAGGCCACUAACGAACUCGGCCACGGUGACAUAGCCUCUGUUAAUCUUGAAGUCUAUCAACCUCCCCGGUUUCAAUCGAAACUUCAGCCGCACAUGAUAAAGAAUUCAGGCGAAAGGAACUUUUCAUUGACUUGUGUUGCGUUGGGAAAACCGUUGCCACAUGUUAAAUGGUACAAGGACAAUUCUGAAAUUAAGGCUGAUGCUAAUUUAUAUGAAGUCAAAACUGAAAUAAACGAAAGUGGAAACGCCGUAUUCAAUAUACAGAGUAUGUUAAAAUUCCGGGGUCGAGCGAGACCAAACAGCGAUGACUUACUCCCCGACGAUAGAGGAGUCUAUUCCUGCUCCUUUGAAAAUGAAGUGAAGAAAGUAGAAUCAACAAUGCAACUUCGAAUUGAACACGAGCCAAUAUCGAUCCGACAACAAAACAAAGUAGCUUACGAUGUCAUGGAAAACGCGGAAAUAUCGUGUAGAGUCCAAGCUUACCCGAAGCCGGAAUUUCAGUGGUUUUACGGCACUAAUACCGCGCCGUUGCAAAUGUCCUCCGACGGCCACUACGAAAUAACCACAACGACUGAUAACAACGACUCCUAUUUAAGCAUUCUGCUCAUACGCAACGUGAAGGCGCAGGAUUACGGUGAUUAUUACUGUAAAGUGAAGAAUUCGUUGGGCAGCAUUCGUCCGCAGAUUAGGUUGCAACCGAAAGGCGCCCCGGAAUCGCCGCGCACUUUAUCUAGUCAAAAAGUAGGGCCUACUUUUGUGACUUUGAAAUGGGAGGCGGGUUUCGACGGGGGUUUGUCGAACACCAAGUAUUUCGUUUGGUAUCGGAGGGCGAAGAACCCGGCGGGCGGGGAGCACUGCGCUUCGGACAAGCCCGAUGAGUUCGACUGGAGGGAGUACGACUGCCGCCGCUCCAACCCUUGCAACGUCACACGGCUCGAUCAACAUAACACUUAUCAUUUUAAGGUAAAAGCGGUGAAUACUAAGGGACAGAGUAACUACUCUAAUGAGAUCACAGUCACCACGAAGGUGGACAAAAUCCCACCGCCAGAGCAAGUGACUUUCGACCCUAGUACGAGGUCGGUAGGGUUCAGUGUUGGACCAACGUGUCUCCCGCUCGUGGGGGUGAUCGAAGGAUUAGGAGCUGUUGGCGGUUGGCAGGUGGUAGACACAAUGCCAUUACGUUUAUCCGGUAUCAGUUCGACAAUACAAGAAACAACCUUGGAGCAGCCUACGAACCGAGGGAGAGGAUCCGAACCGCCUUUAGACCAACUGAACCCUAGAGUACGACUGCGUCUCUGCUUGCAAGAUAGCCAAGACACGUGCAGCGAAUAUAUCGAAGCUGAUAUUGGCCCGUCAUACACGAAAGAAACCGCCGCAUUGACAACAGCCACCGUGAUCGCUAUCGUGGUUUCUUGCCUCGUGUUCUUGCUCUUCCUGAGUCUUCUAUUCAUCUUCUGUCGCUGCAAACGCAACGAGAAUAAAAAGGAAACUUCCAAAGACUACGAGAUGGACUCGAUGCGUCCGCCGAUGGUGUCACCUCCCAACCAGGCGCCGCCGCCAUACUACCCCAGUACUGGGAUGGAGAACAAGGCUCUAGAACAUUCUAUGGACCUCCAGAUGUCGAUGGACGACUCUAAGAACGCUGUAUACGCGACGCAAGGCGGGUACGGGUAUCACAUGGCGCCACACGCGCAAGGACACCCCGGACAAAAUAUGUCCAAUACAGACUGGGUAAACAUGGGGUACAUUGAGAAUAGCUACACGAACAGCAAUAAUGGGGGUAGUGUGAACUCGCAAGACUCGCUGUGGCAGAUGAAAAUGGCCGCCGCAAACUCGGGCGCGGGAAUGCCUCCGCAUCAGCUGAUUGAACGACAGAGUAAUUAUGGUUACGACCCGAUAACCCACGGCGGCUACGGCACGAUCGACGACUACGCGCCGUACCCGCCGCUGCCGCACAGCGCGCACGGCACGCACAGCACGCACAGCACGCACGGCAGCCACGCGGGCGACUACGCGCUGCGCUCCUCGCAGACCCCCUCGCGGCAGGACUACUGCUCCGACCCGUACGCGUCCGUGCACAAGCCGAAGAAACGGAUGGACCAGCAUAUCGAGUCUCCAUACCACGAGGUGAGUGGUCUGCCCGAGACGUACGGCGGCGAGGAGGGCCCGGCGGAGGACAAGCCGCCGCACCUCUCCCUCAGCUACGACGAGUCGCUCGAGUCCGGGUACUCCACACCCAACUCACGCGCUAGGCGGGUCAUACGGGAGAUCAUCGUCUGAGCGUGAGCUAUCCGAUGUACCUUUGGUUCUACACAGAAUAUCAUGUAUGCAGCUUAUUUCGUUCGAUGUCACUUAUUUUUUGUAUACUGUACUCUGAAAUAGUUGGAUUUUACGUCCACUCUAUGAUUUACUUUAUCUUACUAUCUAAUGUUAAAUCACGUCAAAUUAUAUGUGCUGCUUGUGCAAUUAGGAUACUUUUUAUUGUAUUCAAUUUUCAACAUUUUUAAAGCUAUUUCUAGCUUUUGUUGAGAAAUAAUCUUUUAUAAAAAAACAAAUCAACGUUCUUUACGUUAGCUGCAGAGGAGCCGUCGGAAUGAACUCGGACAUUCUUCUAGAUUCCUGCGAGAAAUAAAACCCUUGCCGCACUUUUGUGUUAUAUUACGAUCCGAAUUAUUUAAAAUAUUCAGUAACCCUCGGCUCCUCACAACUAACGAAUCACUCGGAUUGAAGAGUACUUUUAAAUAAUAUUUACUUAAUAUUUAGUUAAACUUUCGAAUGGAAUGUUUACAUUUCCCAACCUAGUUUAACAAAAUAACAUUUAAUAAAUCCGAAAUUGACGAAGUAUCCGUUUUCGGUACGAGUAUCGCGUGUAGCCACUAUGAAGUUUCAAAAUGGUAAGAUUACGUAGCCACGACUCGAUUAUUCAUUUAAUAGAAUAUUUACAUACCCUUUAUAAAUUUUUCGCGGAAUUAUAAUUUCCGAAAUGUAUGAUGAAGUAUAUAAUUAAAAUUUUACGGAAGUUGGUUGUGACGCUCAUUCACCGUCAAUUAAUUUGUAUCUAUGGUUACAAUUGAUGUUUUAGAUUUUAAUUAUAUUAUAUCAUAGCGUUAGCGAGGAAUAUCAACGCAGAUCUUAAUUCAGGGAAUCAAUUAAAUUAAGACGUGGUGUGCGGUGCGCAAUACACAUAUUUAAGGAACACUACAGACAUCUCAAAGUGCACUAAUCAAGUAAGACACGGCUUGAACAAGACGUCUCGUUAUUAUUAUAAUGUUUGCUCGUGAUUGUAAUGUCUAAAUGACGAUGCAAAGAGAAUUCUAAUUACAGGGUAGAAUAGCAUCCUGUACUCAAUAAUUUACGUUGUGCCUGAGAUAUGAGCUAAGCCGGCUGCGACAAUGCAAUGCCUUUGUUUAAUUUUAGACGAGUUUCUUUCUCCAAAUUACUCCGAGAUCUUGGCGCAUUAUCUUAUGUAAUUUUGGAUAAAAUUACAUUACAGUACAAAAUAUUCCCUUAUAUCGAUUCAUAUUUGCGUACCUUUGAUGUGUUUUAAGAUGAUAUAAUUUCCACAAUAACUAGAUGGUUUUGUUUUCAUUCCGGAUUUACAUGAGUGUCUCUUAAUGCUCUUUACUUAAUUCCAUUUGUGGCAAAUUGAUUUCAACAUAUUGGAUUCCAAAGCUUCGAUUAAUUAAUGCGCAAAUCGGUAUUAUUCGCUCGUUGAGUCGAGGGAAGCUCAAGUGUGUGCAUUACCUCACAACAAUACUAAAAUUGGUACAUCAAAUCAAAUAAUUCAGUAUUUAAUCAAAACUCAUAAUUGUGGUAAUAUUUGUAAUUGCUUUAAAAAUUAUCUACGUACCUAACUAGAGCUUAAGGUAUUUUAAUAUUUGUAAUAUUGAAAGACUGGUUGCUCUAACGGGAAAUUCCAGAAAAUCCACGUUGCACUAUAAAGACCCUGGGUUCAAUACAACUGCGUUUCUUUUCCGCGCCCUCAUUCCAAGAGUACUGAACAAAAGGCUCAGGUUUGCCGAUACGCAGGCAAAAAUAAUGAGCUUACUUCUGAGGACUUGUCUCUGCCAAUAUUUUGGCUCGUUAUUGAUAAGAUGUGUAAAAAAACGGUACCGUUUAAAAUCUGGUGCUUUUAUUACACGUUCGAUUUCAUAGUCCGGACACAAUUAGACAUAUUACGGGGAUUGCAUUUUUUAUAUCAUAUGAAAAAUACAACCACCCGUAAACAAAUCCAAUCGCUUUUAAUGUAACUUGUCAGUAUGCUCCCUGUGAGUUACCGGGACAUGAGUCUUAAAUAUAGAUAGUUUCAUGAAAUACUAUCCUAUAUCCAUGAUUGUAUUUAAAAUGUUAUGUAGACGUAAAGUCUACAAAAGGAAUAUACUAGAUGUAACAUUAAGAAUCUUCUGAAUUCUUCAGCCUCGAUUUAAUGGGGACGUGAUAUCACACUAAAUGAUAAGUAUGCUUGAUUGUUAAACAUUAGUAUUGUAAUAUAAAGUUUUAGAUCAAUGAGGGCUUAAUUAUAGGUAAACACCGUCCUGUGCGAAUCAAAAAUACUCUUACGAACUUCGGUGCCAUUAUUUUAUAAAUGAACGAAACUUUCAGCGUGUCUGCUGCAUUGAGACGGAUAAGGCGCAUUGUCAUUGAUUCUAAUAAAAUAGUAAUAUCUAAAAAUGCUGAUUUUUAGUAUCAACUACUUUGAUCUACUAAUUUUCGCUAGUCGAUAUUGACCUUUAAUAGCAAAAUCUUGUGUACUUCUUUUUGUUUUCUUUAUUCGAAUGCUAUAAUCAAGCUUUAUGGUCCAUUGUCCAUACGGACUGCGCAUUUGUAAAAUAUAAUUUAGAUUUAUUUAGAAAAAAUAAUGUACUGAUUUUUUAUUAGCUAUAUUUUUCUAUUUUAUUAUUUUAAUUUACAAAUUUUGGUACUUAUUAUUAUUAUAAAUAUUGAUUAAUAUAUAGGAGUAAUUUUCCAAACUGUUCCAUAAAUGCUGCGUUCAAUUUUAGUUAUAUUAGUGUUAAAUCACGAAAUGGGCCCACCUUUAAUUAAAUAGGAAAAAUUCUGAAUGCUAUUCGUAUUAAAUUAUGCUUUACAUAUAUUUUUUUUAGUGUUUCAUGCAUUACGUUGAUUCAAAAAUGUAUUUGAAAAGUGCAGUCUAUAGUUUUGAUUGCAAUGUUACGGAGUUAUAACCAUUUCAUAACAUAUUAGUAUCGUUUUCCAUUAUUUUUGUUUCAUUUAUACACAAUGCCCGAAAGUAAUGGAUAUUGCGAUACUUUUGUUUCGUGUAACUGCCGAUUUCAAUUACAUUUUGGAACAAUCGACCCUUAAAAGAUCUCAGACACAAAUCAACGAUUUUUAGAUGUAAUAUUAUUAAAUCAAUUGGGCUGCCUGUACGGUACUUAAAUUUUAUGUUUUAGUUCAGUAAGCAAUUUCAUAGUAACAUUUUAUAAAUACAUUUUAGAUAAUACCUUUUUAGGACCGCUUAUUACUAAAAUAUCAAGAACCGCUUAUAUCUUCCGAUUGCUAUUGUUUAUUCAUGUUGUUUCGAAGGAUAUCAAAUGAUUCUUGUGUGCUUUCUUUAUUUUUGAAACUAUUGUACACAUCAUAGCCCUGCUUUCUUUUUUGUUUAUCAUAAAUAUUAUAAGAACAGUUUUGAGUUUUGUAAUUCUUUAUAGUAACAUAACUUUAGUAGCAGCAAUCCUUAAUGUACUUUGCUUUUUGUGUACAAAUAGUUUCUACUUCCAUCAUCCAUGUCUACUUAAUUUUAUCACACCGACUGCAAUCACAACGAGUAAUCUAGUAAUCUCUUAUAUUAUAGGUACAUUAUACUAAGCUUUAUUCUUUAUUUAGUUGAUAAGUAUUGUACAUUUAAACUUGUAUAUUUUUUAUCUAUGUACUGUACUUAAACGCCAAACGUUAAUUAAUAACGAAAACGCGCCAUAUUUUAGUUUUAAGUGCUGACAUCGUAGGUUUCUACGAUUAGUUUUAUUUGUUGUAUUAUAACAAUGAAUUUGUGGAAUCUAUUGUAAAUAUUGAUGUAUUAAUGUUCGUGAAAAUAAAUGGUUUUCACUCUGA
Colias croceus (clouded yellow) is the source of this 7849-nucleotide messenger RNA. It is a transcript of the gene ed, whose product is annotated as Down syndrome cell adhesion molecule homolog. Gene Ontology annotation, biological process: cell-cell adhesion. The transcript has 13 exons. Gene Ontology annotation, cellular component: cell-cell junction. NCBI's taxonomy places the organism in Eukaryota, Metazoa, Arthropoda, Insecta, Lepidoptera, Pieridae. The record is from RefSeq and is a predicted model, not a curated record. Bases 326 to 4060 code for a protein of 1244 amino acids. Gene Ontology annotation, molecular function: cell adhesion molecule binding.